UGGGGCUCCUCCCAUCAAAUUCUCUAGUCCUGACCUCAGCUUCAGGCUCAGUAUAUUAAGCUUCUUACUCUCCACACUGUUCGCAUUGUUCCAGGCUCCCUGAACUCUAGCCUCUCUGCAGGUGCCAUGAACACGAACCAGGCAGUCCCUUUGGGGCAACUCAACCGAGCUUUUUCUCCCCCUCCCUGUGAGCUUCUCUCGGAAGAGCCAGGACUGAGGCCUCCGGGGCAGGACCCAGCCUCCACCAUCAUCAACGUCCACUCCUUUGAGCCUCCCCCGAAAGAUUUCUUUGUCUGGUCUGUGUUCAACACGUUGUACAUGAACUUCUGCUGCCUGGGUUUCAUGGCCCUGGUGUUUUCCGUAAAGGCCAGGGACCGGAAGUUGGUGGGUGACCUGCAUGCGGCCCAGAGCUACGGCUCCACAGCCAAGUGUCUCAACAUCUGCGCUCUGACCUUCUCACUUCUGCUGGUCCUCGUCACCGUGGUGACCGUUAGCGUCCUCAUGUCAGUCUGAAAGUCAUCAUCUCUCCGCUCCUGAGAGCUUUGGAUGACUGAGAAAUGUGCUUUUAAUUUCAACAGCUUGGAGCAUCUGGAAAGAGAUGAGGGACGUCGGGAAAAUGAAAUCUUUAUCAGAGACAAAUCCCCCCCUUAUCUAUUUCCGGCCUAAUGGUAAUUAGAGUGCUUUGACAAAAAUCAUUUUCAUUCCAUGUGAUCAAAAGUAUCCAUUUGAUCUUAUGUGACUCCACUUUGUCACGGAAAUGGUCCCAAUAUGCUCAAGCUCAACAGAGCCUGCCAUCCAAUGGCACAAUGUGGUCGUUCCCUGGGGCAGCAGCAGUUCCCAGCUUGGUGGUCACUAAGAUGCUCACUCGGGUUAUCAACGGGGCCACGAUCUGGAUCUGAGAGGGAACCUCUAUCUGGCCAGCAUGAGAGCAGCUUCCCAAGCCUGUGGCCUCCCAGGAUGGCUUCCCCCUUGCCUCCAGAAUCGGGGUGGGAUAUGUCAUUUUUGGUCCUCAAGACCAAGAGAUGCUGUAUUUCCCCAAGUCCCCUUUGUAUGUUUGGGUAUCAAAUCCUUUAAAUAAAAGGUCCUGGGAGAAGGUGGCAGCUGAGAUCCUGAGCAAGAUCUGAGGCUCCUUUAAUAAAGUGCCAUUGACUCAGA
Molecule: messenger RNA, 1155 nt
Organism: Antechinus flavipes (yellow-footed antechinus)
Lineage: Eukaryota; Metazoa; Chordata; Mammalia; Dasyuromorphia; Dasyuridae
Product: interferon-induced transmembrane protein 1-like
Exons: 2
Coding region: 127-513 (128 amino acids)
Biological process (GO): response to interferon-alpha; negative regulation of viral genome replication; host-mediated suppression of symbiont invasion
Cellular component (GO): plasma membrane
Source: RefSeq, a predicted model, not a curated record